This is a messenger RNA of Tigriopus californicus, 2126 nucleotides long. Its product is annotated as sodium-coupled neutral amino acid transporter 7-like. The transcript has a single exon. Bases 286 to 1890 code for a protein of 534 amino acids. Gene Ontology annotation, molecular function: amino acid transmembrane transporter activity. Gene Ontology annotation, biological process: amino acid transmembrane transport. The record is from RefSeq and is a predicted model, not a curated record. NCBI's taxonomy places the organism in Eukaryota, Metazoa, Arthropoda, Copepoda, Harpacticoida, Harpacticidae.
CGUGAGCAGCGUCUACUCUAAGUAACGCUGUUGACAUAACAAAGAAAGUGGAGCAAACGCGGAAGGAACGACGGAGGGAAGAACGAAGGCACUAUGCUAGAAGCACAGCUCAUAUUAGUACUUGUACAUCCGUCGGUUCAGAUCUAUCCUGCAACGUAAUCGCCUCAAAGAGGGAGUUAUUCUCGCAUUCCUAACCCAAGCGACCUAUCAUCCUCAACAAACGAUCCUUCCAUCCACGGGCAAAGGACAUGAUCGUUCAAAGUUAAGAAAACCGCCCUGAACAUCAUGGGCACUCGCCAUCAAGACAUUUGUUCUCGCCUCCAACAUGACGAGGGCACUCGCACCAUUCGAGCCUCACCACACAUUACCUAUGAGCCGCCCACUUUUGAGGCCUCGCCACUGCCUCAUUCGCCGCUGAUGACUUCGGAUCGUCUACCCUUGUUCGACACUGAUUCGGGAUUUGAGCAUGAGCCGCCAUUCCUGGGUCAAGGUCAAGCCGGUGGCGGUGCUCAUUUGUCCGUGGUUGGGCAGGGUACGCAAGAUUCGGAUUCUUGGCAUUCGGGCAUUGACGACGAGGCCAAUCAGCCCGAUCCAGACAUGCAGUUCAUUAUGAAUCUGCCUCCCAAUACGUAUAACCCUAAUGGGACCAAUACCUUUUAUACCGUGUUCCUCAUCGUGAAUGCCGCCUUGGGAGCGGGCCUGUUGAACUUUCCCAAGGCAUUUGACGAUGCGGGAGGGGUAGGCGUAGCCAUCAGUGUCCAGGCAUUAUUGAUGUUCUUUAUCGUGUUGGCCUUGUUGAUCUUGGCAUUCACAGCAGACCAGAACUUGGCCAACACGAUACAAGAAGCCAUGGAGAGCGCUGCCGGAGUCUGGGGUCGGAGAGUCACAUCGCUCAUCGUGGUGUUGUAUACAUUUGGCACCACCAUCACUUUCAUCAUCAUCAUUGGCGAUCAGUUCGACCGAGGCUUCGCCUCCAUGGUGGGACCUGACUUUUGCCAUUAUUGGUACAUGGACCGCAGAUUUACCAUGACGUUCUCCUCCGUCUUACUCAUUCUACCUCUGUGCUACUCCAAACGCAUCGAUUUCCUCCGCAUUCCCAGCACCGUGGGUGUGAUCGCCAUUUUGUACAUCGUUGGCUUGAUAGUGUAUGAAUACUUCUUCGGUGAUUUCGUACCCGGGCCCAUUAAGACUAGCCCGUCUCAGUGGACCGACGUCUUUCUCGUGGUGCCCGACAUCUGCUUUGGCUACCAAUGCCACGUGAGUGUCAUCCCCAUCUACAGCUGUAUGAAACACCGAACCCUGAAACAAUUCUCUAUCGCUUCCACUGUGGCCAUUAUCAUUUGCGCCUUCUGCUACACUGUGGCGGCUACAUUCGGGUAUCUUACUUUCGGAUCCCUGGUUGAUGACGAUAUCCUGAUGUCCUAUUCCGCCUCGAGACCGGAGGUUUUCGUAGCCGUCUUGGCCAUGGCUCUCAAGACUUACACUACCUAUCCCAUUUUAUUGUUCUGUGGUCGAGAGGCUAUCAAUUCUUUGGUGUCGGACUUUUAUCGCUUGACUGAGCGGCAGGAAGUCAUUCUUCGCGUGUCUGUAGUGAGCGUUUGGUUCUUGUUGUCCUUGGUCUUGGCCGUUGUCAUUCCGAAUAUCGGCGAUAUCAUCAAAAUUUUGGGCAGUCUGGCUGCUGUGUUCAUCUUCACUUUGCCCGGAUUAGGUCUGUUGCAAUAUGCUCAUCGCUCAGAUCCAUCUUGCUUCCUGUUCCGUACAAAAGUAUUUCUGGUCACGUCAUUUGUGUUUUCGUUCUUGGGGGCAUUUAUUUUUGGCGUGGUGUUGACGCAAGGUAUUCAGUAUAACAUAAUGGAUACGGGACUGGGACCCAAACCACUCUGUGUUUGACGAGAAAAGACUUAAUGAUUAUGACAUUCAACUAGGAUGUGAUAGGAUAACUAUAAACAAUUUUUGUACCUUUGUCAGCCCAAAACCAUUCGAUGUCCCCUUUCCGGUAAAAGACUCUCAGACGGGACUUCCGCUUUUACUCGUGCAAAUUUCAAAGCCUUCGUGCCUCUUAUUUUGUCAGCCUUCAACAUCGACUCUAAAAUUAUGAAUAAAUAAAUAACCACGAUACGUCGCAA